This is a messenger RNA of Naumovozyma castellii, 1029 nucleotides long. It is a transcript of the gene HRT3, whose product is annotated as SCF ubiquitin ligase complex subunit HRT3. The coding region runs from base 1 to 1029 and encodes 342 amino acids. The transcript has a single exon. Lineage: Eukaryota; Fungi; Ascomycota; Saccharomycetes; Saccharomycetales; Saccharomycetaceae. The record is from RefSeq and is a predicted model, not a curated record.
AUGUCUGAACAAUUAGUAUCCCAUGAGAAGGAUUCGGCUAUUGAAAGAGCUCUUGAUAUCUGGCAAAAGGGUGUUUUGAAAGAAAAGGAUGGAUCCAUGUCAGAUGCCAUCAAUUUUUAUAGAAAUGCAUUACGAAUACAUGACAACGUGGAAAAGAUUUAUAGAAAGAAGUUACAUGAGGAAUGGGAAUUGCAUAAGAAGUUACAAGCUUUAGAGAUAAAGACCGGACCUCACGAAACAAUACCAACUUCGACUACCGAUGUGGAAAGACCAAAAGAAGAGCUCUUACCUUGUUGGAUAUUGGAAAUGCUGCCCAAUGAUAUAUUAUUGAGGAUAAUAAAAUACGUUGUUUUAUCCUCUGGUGAAUCUUGGGUUAACUUAUCAUUAACUUGCUCUACCUUUAAUAAAUUAUGUUUUCACAGCACCACCCCCUUCCAAACGUUUUCCGAUUUCAUUUAUUCGAAGCAAGUGUACGAUAAGCAAACGGUAGAAUUCAAAACUAAAGAUGAUCUUAAAUUAAUUGAAAGAGAUCUUUGGGGAGGUGAUGAUAGAGAAAUGAUAAAGAAUAGACCGUUUGUGAAGUUCCAAGGGAUUUACAUCAGUGUCGUAAACUACAUGCGAUAUGGUGCAAAUGCAGAGGGGUCGUCUUCAUUGCUAAGCCCUGUCCAGAUGAUCACGUAUUAUAGAUAUUUCAGAUUUUAUGAAGACGGAAGAUGCCUAAGAUUGUUAACUACUGAUGAACCUUCUAAAGUCGUUAGUCAUUUUUCGAUAGAAACGAAACCUCGUGGAAGUGCUAUUUGCUUUUGGAAGCUAGAAUUUGAUUAUAAUUUUGGUCAACUAAUUGUCACUAGAAAUACUGACAAGUAUGACUUUAUCGAAGAACUACAGAUUAGAAAUCAAGGUCGGAAAGUGCAUCAUAGAUUAAAGUGGCUCCGUUCAAGCGCUAUUGCUGAAGAUGGAUCUGUAUCAGAAUGCUCUUUGAGAAAUGAGAAACCUUUCUUUUUUUCUCGAGUGAAAUCAUAUAUUUAG